Molecule: messenger RNA, 2426 nt
Organism: Sapajus apella (tufted capuchin)
Lineage: Eukaryota; Metazoa; Chordata; Mammalia; Primates; Cebidae
Gene: CDKL1
Product: cyclin dependent kinase like 1
Exons: 10
Coding region: 879-1952 (357 amino acids)
Biological process (GO): protein phosphorylation
Cellular component (GO): nucleus
Molecular function (GO): cyclin-dependent protein serine/threonine kinase activity; ATP binding
Source: RefSeq, a predicted model, not a curated record
CUGCUCCCAGGGCAAGUACCCGCGUUGAUGCUGGCACUGGGAACGGGGCGGAUGAUAAAGUGGGAGGCAGUCUGCCCAGUGGCAACUGACCUGAUUUCAUGAUUUCCCCAGGUCCAUCCGAUUCCCGCCAACGUGCUCAGACUUGAGCAGUAGGAGUCGGCUGGGAGAAGGAUGGGGGAAAGGAACCGAAAACAGUUAAGGGAGGCUCUGCAAGCUUCCACCUCCCACACUAAAAGAGUCGGACAGCAGAAGACUGCAGCGGAACCUUCCCUGCUGGGGGAGGAAAGUGCUGACUUUAACCAGUUUCUGCGGCCUCGCCUUCCUCUUCUUUCCUUUCUCCCUCUCAUUCAUUCACUGACGCCGCAGCGCUGAUCAGCACCGGCACAGAAGCGGCCUCCAAGGGACUAAAGGGAAUAACCGCAGCUCUGAGACCCGUGACAAACACCCAUCGUUGGGUGGGGCUCUAAUAAAGUCCGUUCGUGCCAAUAUUUUAUAAGCGACGUUUUCAAACAAUGUGAAGAUCCUUAUCUUUUUUUUUAUUUAUUUUUUUUUUUUUUUUUUUGGAUAGAGUCUCGAACUGUCGCCCGGGCUGGAGUGUAAAGGGGCGAUCUCGGCUCACUACAACCUCCGCCACCCGGGUUCAAGUGAUUCUCCUGCCUCAGCCUCCUGAGUAGCUGGGACUACAGGCGCCCACCACUACACCUGGCUAAUUUUUUGUAGUUUUAGUAGAGUCGGGGUUUCACUAUGUUGGCCAGGCUGGUCUCGAAUUCCUGACCUCGUGAUCCACCUGCCUCGGCCUGCGAAAGUGCUGGGAUUACAGGCAUCAGCCACCGCGCCCGACCGAAGAUCCGAUCCAUUUUAAGAUUUAUUCCUCUACGAUGGAGAAGUACGAAAAAAUUGGGAAAAUUGGAGAAGGAUCCUAUGGAGUUGUUUUCAAGUGUAGAAACAGGGACACGGGUCAGAUUGUUGCCAUCAAGAGGUUUCUGGAAUCAGAAGAUGACCCUGUCAUAAAGAAAAUCGCCCUUCGGGAAAUCCGCAUGCUCAAGCAACUCAAGCAUCCCAACCUUGUCAACCUCCUGGAAGUCUUCAGGAGGAAACGGAGGCUUCACCUAGUGUUUGAAUAUUGUGACCACACAGUUCUCCAUGAGUUGGACAGAUACCAAAGAGGGGUACCAGAACAUCUCGUGAAGAGCAUAACUUGGCAGACCCUGCAAGCUGUAAAUUUUUGCCAUAAACACAAUUGCAUACAUAGAGACGUGAAGCCAGAAAAUAUCCUCAUCACAAAACAUUCCGUGAUUAAGCUUUGCGACUUCGGAUUUGCUCGGCUUUUGACUGGACCGAGUGACUAUUAUACAGACUACGUGGCUACCCGGUGGUACCGCUCCCCUGAGCUGCUGGUCGGGGACACGCAGUACGGUCCCCCCGUGGAUGUUUGGGCAAUUGGCUGUGUCUUUGCUGAGCUGCUGUCUGGAGUGCCUCUGUGGCCAGGAAAGUCAGAUGUGGAUCAGCUCUAUCUGAUUAGGAAAACCUUGGGGGAUCUCAUUCCUAGGCACCAGCAAGUGUUUAGCACGAAUCAGUACUUCAGUGGAGUGAAAAUUCCAGACCCUGAAGAUAUGGAACCACUUGAAUUAAAAUUCCCAAACAUCUCUUAUCCCGCCCUGGGGCUCUUAAAGGGCUGUCUCCACAUGGACCCUAGUGAGAGACUGACAUGUGAACAGCUGUUGCACCACCCAUAUUUUGAAAACAUCAGAGAAAUAGAGGAUUUGGCAAAAGAACAUGACAAACCAACAAGGAAGACCCUAAGAAAGAGCCGAAAGCACCACUGCUUUACAGAAACAUCCAAGUUGCAGUAUCUACCCCAGCUAACUGGCAGCAGCAUCCUUCCAGCUUUGGAUAAUAAGAAGUACUACUGUAAUACCAAGAAACUUAACUACCAUUUUCCAAACAUUUAAAGGUGCUAGGAGACAUGAUUUUAAAAAAGGAAUCGAUAGAUUCUUUGAAGAAAAUAAAACUUAUACAGUUGAUUGAAAACAAUUACAAUGUUGAAAACAUACCAAGAGAAAACAUAAGCAAGAAACUGGGAGGCCACUUGGCACAAUACGAAGGGAAAUUCCAGAGCCAGUCUUCCAUGCUUGAUAAUGGUGUACAGAAAAGUGUUUGGAGUUUCACCUGUAUUUCAAUUUAUGUAAGCAGCCGAGCUUAUGAACAGCAUAUGAACUGUCCCAUACCUCUAGCAAAACCAGAUGAUGUCAAAAAGAUUUAUGUUUCACUUGUACCAAAUGCCACACAAGAAGAAUGGACUACACAAUACCUAUACAUAUUUCCUCCGAUCUCUGUUGCCUUGACUCCUAUCUCCUGCUUCUCAGAUUGUUUCAGCAUAUUUAAGGCUAGUUCUAUUUCUUGAAAUCAAAAUGUUUAAAAUCCCA